CCGGAGCGGGCUCGGCGGCGGGCGGGGCGCGCUCAGCGCCUGCGCACUCCCUUCCCGGAAGCGGCUCCCGGCCGCGCCAGUUCCGCUUCCCGGCGCGCGCCCCUCCGCCUGUGCGGCUCGCGGGACGGGCGGCGCCAUGGCCGGCAUCAAAGCCUUGAUUAGCCUGUCCUUUGGGGGAGCAGUCGGACUAAUGUUCUUGAUGCUUGGAUGUGCCCUUCCGCAAUACAACCAGUACUGGCCACUGUUUGUAUUGUUUUUUUACAUCCUUUCUCCUAUCCCGUACUGCAUAGCAAGAAGAUUAGUAGAUGACACAGAUGCUACAAGUAAUGCCUGCAAGGAGCUAGCAAUAUUUCUUACAACAGGCAUUGUUGUCUCAGCAUUUGGGCUACCGAUAGUGUUUGCGAGAGCAGAACUGAUUUACUGGGGCGCAUGUGCACUUGUUCUUACGGGGAAUACAGUCAUCUUUGCCACGAUCCUAGGAUUUUUCUUGGUCUUUGGCAGCAAUGACGACUUCAGCUGGCAGCAGUGGUGAAAGGAAGAUAAGAGAACUAUCACAGGCAUCUUGUCAUGCAGUGGCCAUCCAUACAAAUGAGAGAAUGGGCAAUAAAGAGAAGUAGCGUAGCAAGCCUCUUGAGUAUUCUAGAUGCUCCUUUUCACCUUGUUCGUUCUGAGUGUACUACUGUUGCUGACAGGGUUUCUACAUUUUUAUGAAGUGGAGAGAUGAUUGAUUUCAUUUUUGCCUAUGGUAUGUUUUUAGGUGCUCUCUUGGUUUAAAAUUGUCAUCCUUCUGUCUGGUGUUUAUGUGAAGCUUUAAAUCUGGAAGAACAUUUAAACAUGGUUUCAAAGAAGAUUUAAAGUUGGGGUGGGUGGGUUUUUUUUUUAAGUUAAGCAUUAAUACUAUGUUUCAAAAUAACUUUUUUUAUAUAUAGUGAUUAAGUUAUAUCAAUGCUGAAUGGAGGUAAGAGAUUGUGCACCACCAUUGUCAAUUACCAGAUCAAUAGAUUGUUGCUGUUAUUUUAGCAGAGGCAAGGCGGGGCAGGGAGUACCAGUUGCAGAUUUUUCAUCUGCCCAUACCUCAAACUGGGUGAUGAAUGUUGAUAGCCUUCAUUUCAGGAGAAGGCUGAGGAGCAGGUAGAGUUGUUUGGGAGAAGUCCUAACUUUUAACACCACUAGUACUUUUACCUGCGUUGUAACAGAUUCUUGUGUGGAUGUGACAUUCAAAUACUCUGUAAAUGUUAUCAAUGCUCUGACAUACAAAACGUGUAUUGUAGGGUAAGGGAAAAUGAUGUUUAAAUUCAAUUUUUUAAAAAAAAAUCUUUUGAACUCUUUCUAUUUAUAAGUAUUGUAUGGUUUUGAAAUUUUAUGUCAACUUUUUACCACAAAGAUGGUAAAAUGUUCAUUUAUGGAACUACUGGUCUGUGUUAAUUUGAAGCAUAUACAAAGCUAUUUACUCCUUCCCCUUUUUAAUUUAUUUUAUACAUAGUAUAUAUAUGUAAUAAAACAGCUUUUCAAAUGUAGAUUAAAAGUCUAUUAAGCCUAAGAAUGAUUUUUUUUUUUCCCUCUGUUUUUUUCCUUCCCCCACACACAAUGCAGUUGAGGCAUGACUUCUUUAGGAAGUCAAUGGCUGAACUGAUUUCACUGACUUGUUUUUAAGUUCUUAUGCACUAUUGGUUAAUAAGAUUUAAUGUUAUGUCUGUAACUGUAGCUUGUGUUCUGUAAGAUUGCACAUGUAUAUUCAAAUAUUUAAGACAAGUUUUCUGCAUA
This is a messenger RNA of Falco peregrinus (peregrine falcon), 1764 nucleotides long. It is a transcript of the gene LEPROTL1, whose product is annotated as leptin receptor overlapping transcript like 1. Gene Ontology annotation, cellular component: endosome. The coding region runs from base 137 to 532 and encodes 131 amino acids. Gene Ontology annotation, biological process: negative regulation of growth hormone receptor signaling pathway; late endosome to vacuole transport via multivesicular body sorting pathway. NCBI's taxonomy places the organism in Eukaryota, Metazoa, Chordata, Aves, Falconiformes, Falconidae. The record is from RefSeq and is a predicted model, not a curated record. The transcript has 4 exons.